AUGCUCAACGCUAAUAAAGACGAACAACAGGAGGCUGAUGCUGCAACGGGAACUACAGGAAACAAAUGCUUCAAAGAAGCCCGCUCGGCUGACGACCGCCCUCUCGAUUUCUCUGAGUUUCUGCAAAUGAAUGCCGUCAGCUCCGAAACUCAUGAAUUUCUCACUCCUCGGACUGUGGCGAAUACCAAUGCAAAUCGUAGUGGUGGUCAGAUUCACCUCCUCCAUCACGACAUGACUUCAAAUAACAACUUGACCUACAUCGGUGAUCAUUAUGAAGACGCUAAGAAUGCAACUGACAUGCCGAAUUCGAUGAGGAGCGACAAUAUGGCGCAGAUGGACAGUUUUCUGAAAGUUAGGGAUCAACGAAUGCUAUCACAACUAAAUAACUUGAUGGCCUUCUACACUCAUCAUGACUACGCACACAAAUGCUAUCAACACUAAAAAUAACUUGAUGACCUUCUACACUCAUGACCAUUCUUCACACACAUGCUAUCAACACUGAAAAUAACUUGAUGACCUUCUACACUCAUGACCAUUCUUCACACACAUGCUAUCAACACUAGUACACUUGAUGACCUUCUUCACUCAUCAUGACUACUGACAUGAUCUUCUAACGACCCUAGGCUCACCUCCAGCAUGCAGAAGAAGCAAAGCAGUGGACCAGGGUACGGUUGUGGCUAUUUUCGUCGGGAUAGUUUUCUUGGACCGACAAAGUUUUUUCGUGGAGGCGGCUCUAUGUUCUUGCACCCAGUCCUCGCUGAGGGCGAGGAGGCCAGCGACGUCUCGAGCGAAGGGCCUCCUCCUGGAGCCGGAAAGAGGACUAUUCUUGAUCUUGGCCUAGAGAUAGGUGGUAAUAAAGGUGGUAAUAAAGGUGGAAAGAAGAAAGGGAACAAGAGAAGAGGUUUUCAAGAUGACGUAGCUGAAGAAUCCGGUGAAGAUGAGGGGGACUACGAUGAAGAUGACGAGGACGGUAGUGAUAUGGAACAAGAUGAAGACGCAAAUGGUGGCGCAGAUGAGCAAGACGCCUGGGCGAAGCUUUCGUGCGCUCUGCAGGAGCGUGAAGCGCGAGAGGGAGGGGAAUUGCCGUCUGCAGCGGCAUUGCAGCAUGAUCUAGGUGCAACAAGAAGACCUGGUCUUGUUUUAUACAUAUGAUAGAGUAGUUUAUAGAACGGAUGUAGGAUGGACUUGAAUGGAUCGGAUGGACCCCCCUGAUUCUUCCGAUCCUACUUGAAAUGGUGGAAAGUCCAUCCGUUCCAUCCGAUCCAUCCGAUCCAUCCCAUCCCGGAUCUGGCACCCCUAUGAACUGCUCUAAUAUGAUAACUGCUCUCCUUGUUCGAGUAGUUAUUCGUCAUCAUUACGCAUCACCACAAAUUAUCACUUUUACGUAUCUUCUUAUCCAGAUGUUGGCCGAUUCUUCUUGCAUCCCCAUUUCAUCUGUCUUGUAAUUUCCGCUCACGACUAUGCAUCCAAUUACCUCAAACGCCCCCAGGUCUCCACCGAAGCAAGACAAACGAGAAACAAGUCCGUCUUCCUGCUUUGGAGAAGACAAGUACUACUAAUCCGCCGACGCACACUACGCCUGAGGCUGAGCAUCACGACAACGCCACAACGUCGACAUCAAUGCCCGAUCAUGGUAAGAACAAGCUGUUGCGAUCUGGCACCACGGCGCGCCUCGGAGGCGCUCCACCUCAACGGACUAGCAAAUCUGAUGCGGCAAAUCGAGUCUCAGGUGCUUGGGAAAUGUUUAUACAGCAACGAUACCCGGAAUUGCAUGCUCGCUUCCUACGUCGCACCGGAAGUUCUAGUCGUCGUAGUUGCUCUGCGCCUACUGAGAUUAUGCAACUCAUUAAACGAAAUCCGAGGAACGAUGGAACAGGUUCUGGUUCUUCGUCGAUGGGUCGUUUUAGUGCCGGUACUAGAGUGAACAUGAAGAAGCCGAAGAGGGAACCUAUUAUGGAUGCGGAUGUAUCGAUGAAGAUGCUUGUGAAUGAUGUCCUAUAAAACAAAUGUACAUGUAGUUCUUGUAGACGCAAAAAUAUGUAAAUACAUGAACUCCCUUCUUGAUGUCUGCCUCUUCUUCUCUUCUAACAUGUUCCCAGCAAGCAGCAUCACUUUGUUUUCUGCGCCCAAGAAAAGCGACACAGAAUUCUGCCGCAAACUGGAGGAAAGCAGUUCGUUGAUGGCGUUACAGUUGGCACAAAUAGCAGUCAGAAGCGACAAGGUCAAGGCGCACAUGCAGAAGCGCAAGCGUCGGGCUCGUCAAUCAGCCGCUGGCAUUGCCCUGAUACCUCAGAGGGAGAAGUACAGAAAUCAAAUGCUAGCGAGUACAUCUUGGACUUCGAAGAUGACUAUGGGAGGACCACUAUUCGCCAGUGAACGAGAACAGCAGCAUCAACAACUACGUCCUGGUACUUCUAUGGGUCGUGGACGAAAUGGAAAUAACAGCACCAGUGGUCGUGCAGCUGGAGGUAGUUGUGUGGCGAGGAGAACAGCACCACCAGGGCAGCGAAUAAAUAUUAAACGACACCGCAGUAGUACUCAAGCUGAGGCUGAUGCACAACCUCCACUAGGUGUACAACUACCUGUAGAACAACAUCCUGGGUAUCGUUGUGCGACAGCUCCCGCAGUAGUUAGAGCAUCUUCAAACCAGCCUGAUCAUGGAGUUGGACCACCAGAUAUUCUCAGCCACAAUGGUUUACAUGGAGAACACUGCUUCUUGCCAGACGAACCACAGUUGUUAAGGCUUAGUACCCAUAUCCAUCUUUUGAAGCAUCCUGGCUGCAGAGACUUUUCAAGGUGAAAAUGCGCCCAGGACGACGCGUCUCAAGAUGGAUAGUACGGGUGAGCCGUGAGCUUUAACACAGGCACGAUUGUUUGGCUCCUCUGCGCGACUGCCUGCUAUGGAAGCUCGGUUCCGUAGGAACAGGGAGACAGAGGUUCAUCACUUUCCUUCGAGGAAUGUGAAUUCUCGAGCAGAUCAUCACAGCCAUACUAAAAACUGCAUCAAAAGAGGACAACUGGCCAGCAACAAGAACUCUUCUACAACUUCUGGUACAACUACUAGUACAGGAAUCGCUGAGAAGCUCGAACAUGAUGACCACUACAAGAACAACCAUGAUGUUGAUGUGCACCUAUGGGCAAUGGGAGACGAACAAGAUCUUCAAGAGGAUGAGGAGGCUGCGACGACGCCUGACGUUGCUAAGAUCUUACGGCAAAUUACACAGCAUUACAUCGAGCGUCGUGAAGCUGUGGCUGCAUCCGUCGUCAAGGCAGCAGAACUCGAAUUACAACGCGAGGAAGCAGGAGAAGCGAAGUCAAGCAAGCAAAACAACAAUCUCAAUCAAGACAUGAUCAACAAUGUGAAUCCUUCUAAAAGAACAGUGUUGUCCUCUAGCUCAAACAACGUCAAGAAAACCGACUUACUCACCAAGAAAUCCGAGAGCAUUGUCGCUGCCAUUAAGGGGCACGUGGAAAAACGGACUCCUACUGCUGUGCUUCGUCAAGAAUUAGUACGGAUUUCAGACCCAACCUACUGGGCAGCGCAAGAAAAGAAACUUUUGAUCGAAUUGGAAGCCAAAACGCAACGAAUCGGGGAGCUCCACAACGAUCUGAUCGCGGCUGUAGUGUCCUCAGUGCAGUUGGAAAUUCGGAGGAACGACUUGGGCGAGAAAAUAGAAGAAGUAGAAGAACCUACAAAGAAGUCAGUACAACAUAAUCAUCAUGUAGAUGUAGUAAAAAACAUCAUUCCAUCAACUUCAUCUACAUCAGGAGCAGAAGCAUCUUCUGUAUUGAAGGAAUUAGAUGCUUCAACAAGAACUAGUACAACAUCAAGGCAUCCACCGAAAAUCGAUGCCUCUACAACUGUAGAGAUCCUCGCAACAGUAGCUUCAACAAAUACAGUAUUAAGGGUAGGUUAGAGGUGCUUUUGUUACCGUUUGUUAGGGCUCUCCUAAGGGGGACAGCCAUAACAAACGGGAUAAAGAACGAACACCGAAAACCUACCUCUAAGAGUAGCUUCACCAAAAUCUCCGGGUGCGCCCUCAUCACCGAAAGGUGGAGGAAAACUAGGUCUCGCAGCUCUCAAGAAAGCAGUGAACAAAGUGAAAGCGGUAAACAAAUUGAAAGAACCUUUCAACACAUCUGGAGGCAGUAGUACGACUGGUGAUCAGAACAGAGCCACUGCUGGUAGCUCGUCUAGUACAGCAGAUGCUAAGAAUUUAGACGAAAUGGGAGAUAAUUAUUCCGCGUGGAACAAUACCACAGCGACAUCUUCAACCACUACUCCUUCCAACGGCAAUGGCACAACCACAUCAAGCCAUGAUCCGACGACGACCUUCCUUUCCUCCAACACUUGGUGGAAAUUGGUACAGCAGGGCUCACCCUGGCGCAAACCUAGACACGACGAGGGAGGUUUUUCACCGGGGAGCGCGAGUGCGUCCGCUUCUGUCGGCUACGGCAAGUCUUCAGGAGCUGCGAUGCUGUUGCCUCCAAACUCCCCAGCUCCAGCGAAGAAGUUUGGCAAAUUUUUCCCCUACUUAUCCGGAGCAGAGGACCCGGAUUUAAGGCCCGAACUAUAGUUCAUUUGUCUUUCGCUUGACCUGGAGCAUACGAGGGUGAGAGAGAGAGUUGACCUUGAGCAUCCCUUCUGAAUUAAAUUCAUCUACGAUCAAGAUCAGGGGUUUCUAGUAGAGGUGUUGAAGCUCUCUUUACAUACACUCUUUCAGGCUGAAGGCAUAGGCUCUGCGAAUAGUUCCUUUUAUUUCUCCGAGAAAUAUUAUUGAGUCUUUGGCCUCCCUCGGUACUAUCGGUUCAUCAACCUGAUGCUCAAGGCUGCUCAUAGUUUGACAUCGAAUGACUUUAGCAUGGAGCAAUGACCUGCUAAAGAAAUGAAUUGUUUUGAUCUCUGCUAACGGAUGUAACGCGAAACAAGCAACGCCUGGAAGCAAGUCUGGAGCAGAAGAGGAAAAGCGAUAUUGUCUCACUGAGAGGUGGUGGUGGGAUCUUGUAA
Amoebophrya sp. A25 is the source of this 5008-nucleotide messenger RNA. Lineage: Eukaryota; Dinophyceae; Syndiniales; Amoebophryaceae. The record is from the annotation of a GenBank genome assembly.